Messenger RNA from Brachypodium distachyon (stiff brome), 1627 nucleotides. RefSeq lists its product as uncharacterized. Lineage: Eukaryota; Viridiplantae; Streptophyta; Magnoliopsida; Poales; Poaceae. The transcript is spliced from 8 exons. The coding region runs from base 271 to 1152 and encodes 293 amino acids. The record is from RefSeq and is a predicted model, not a curated record.
UAGUCCUUGGCAGAAGCAAAAAGGGGAGAGAGAGACCAGGGAAGUAAGCCUGAGAGCAUCGAGUCAAUUCCGCCGCCUCUGCCUGCCUCCGGCUGCUGCUCGCCGGCGAAAUUCUACACCCGUGUUCUCCGGCUGCUGCUCGCGGGCCAUUGCUCGCACCCGAGCUCUUACUCCCUACUCGACUCUUCUCGGUCUGCAUUGCCUCCCCCUCUCUCUUCCAGCCUCCAUGGCUUCCACACCCUCCUAGCUAGGGUUUGCUCCGCUUCCCCCAUGUUCGGGGACAUGGCCGCCGAUUCCAGCAUGGGGAUGAGCUUCGGGCCCUCCUCCUCCCUCUACCACCACCACCACCACCACCACCACGAUGACCGCAUGGUCUCCUUCCAAGCCAAUUCCGAUUAUCCUGCUCCUGCUCCUCCUCCUCCUCCCGUCUUCCUCCCUCCUCCUCCUCCCCCCAGCGCCCGCAUGCUCCACGGGCCGCCGCCGAAUUACAGGUUCGUCACUGGCUCGCCCGCCGAUUGGACUGCCUAUGAAGUCGCCAUACUAAAGGAGGGCCUCGUCAGGUAUUCUCGUGAGCCCAACAUGACGAAAUACAUCAAGAUUGCUGCUAUGCUGCCCACUAGGACUAUCAGGGACGUCGCGCUAAGGUGCUGCUGGACUGCUGGCAAGGACAGCAGGAGGAGGAAACCUGAUGAAUUCUAUGCGGGGAAAAGGAUAAGGGACUCAAAGGAGAAAAUGGUUUCUUCUACCUCGCUACCUAAUUUUCAAAUGGCACCUCCAAAUAACUUAUUCCCCUUCUCGAUGUCAAUGCACCAUCCAUGUCAAAAUAGCCUGGUCACUAACGAAGUCCCUAUUUUAGAUGAUGCGACUCAGCAUCUUCUGGAGGAAAAUAUUCAGUUACUCAGUCAGAUCUCUUCAAAUAUUGAAAAUUUCAAGUUGGAGGAGAACAUGGAUCUCUUUCUACGUACGAAUAGCAAUAUCAGAACAAUUUCGAAAAGAAUGAGUGAGACGCCUGGUAUCAUGGGUCAGAUGCGUCCCUUGCCAGAACCUGUAAAUGAAGACCACCUAAGUUCACUUCUUCAACUGGGUAGAGCGGUUGCGUCUUCUGGUGAUAUACCACAUAACUGUCAUAUGAAGGAAGAUGGGCGAAGUUAAUGUAAGAUAAAUCAGAAUUGAGGAGAUGUAAGCAUCCUGUAGCAAGAAACAUGGCUGAUUUGUACAAAUGCCAUCAUGAAGAAGAUCUCCGGUGUAGAAUCUAGAUGAUGUUAUUACUGACCAAGGAAGGCAGCACGGGAAUAAGUAAUGGCGCCUUUGAGGGAUAUAUGUUGUUUCAUUUUCCUUCUUUUGGUUGUGAGCUAAUUGUCGUCUGUCUAUCUAUCCUUGAUUCCUGGGGAAAGUGAAGGGAAAAUGUAAAACAGGUGGCGAGAGUUGUGGUUUAUUAUCGUUGUGUUGUAUUGGGAGCUGCUGAAGUUGGACUUCGAUUCAGACGGCUGUAAAUAUAGGGUGUAGUUACGGGGAGACGUUUUGCUUGUCUUUAAUGAUGAUGCCAGAAAGUUAAGACAUCAUUGCUACUCUUCUCAUUGUACAACAAUUGAUUCUUAAGUUUGGCCUAUGAAGCAAUUCUGCCACA